Molecule: messenger RNA, 1009 nt
Organism: Lacerta agilis (Sand lizard)
Lineage: Eukaryota; Metazoa; Chordata; Lepidosauria; Squamata; Lacertidae
Product: small EDRK-rich factor 1
Exons: 3
Coding region: 143-331 (62 amino acids)
Source: RefSeq, a predicted model, not a curated record
CUGACGUCACAGAGGCGGGCCUUUACAUAAAGAGCGCAACUGCGGGCGGGGCACGCAGAAGGUUCUGGCAGUUGGAGCGGAUAGCGGGGUUGUUGCUGUUCGUGCGCGUAACGGUCGUCGCCGCUGGGGUUAUUGUUUUGCCAUGGCCCGUGGGAACCAGCGUGAACUCGCCCGCCAAAAGAACAUGAAGAAGAACCAAGAACUAAAUAAGGGAAAAAGAAAAGAGGAUACUUUGUCGGCUUCUCAAAGGAAACAGAGAGACUCCGAAAUUAUGCAGCAAAAGCAGAAAGCAGCUAAUGAGAAGAAAACUCUUCAGACAGGAACAAAAUAAUCUGUGGCUGCAUGAAGGACCUAAUAAUGCUGCAGUGCAUCUCAGAAUAAUAGGGCCUAAGAAAAGACAUAUUUGUAAAAGUGGCCAGCCAUUAAAUGGUUAAUGUUUAUCUUCUACAAGCUCAUUUGUCCAGUAUGCAUUUAUUUUAGAAUGUCUGAUUAGUAGAGUGCAGUUGCAACUGACUUGGCUUUAACUGAAAUACUAGAAAUAGUUCCAGUAAAAUUGGAUUCAAAGUUCCCUUUGCAUGUCUACUAGUAAUGAUAGCAGUGGCUUGACUGCAGUUUUCAUUGUUAAGUGUUGGCCUGGUAAAUGGCUUGUGUGACUGUACCAGUUAUUAAAUAUGCAACUAGACUGAGAAUCCUGUCUGGUAGCCCAACAGCAAUCACAAACGAUACCACUUUUAAAAGCCCAGGUCUCUGUUCUUGCUUUGCACUUUGUAAAGCUCAGCUGUAAAAUUAACCGUAAAUUAUUUUUACAAUAAAAUGUUGCAUGAAGUACUGUCUAAGUUGGAAAUGGGUACACCAGACAGUUAUAAUAGCUUUUCCAUUGUUUCAAUUGCAGCCUGAAUACUUAAUACAAUUCUUCAACUGCUAAGCAAGAUUCUCUAAAUAUAUUACUAUGUAUAACUGCAGCUUAAAAUCUGUACUCUGAACUAAAAUAUAAAGACCUUCUCUUUUG